Messenger RNA from Letharia columbiana, 543 nucleotides. RefSeq lists its product as uncharacterized. NCBI's taxonomy places the organism in Eukaryota, Fungi, Ascomycota, Lecanoromycetes, Lecanorales, Parmeliaceae. Bases 1 to 543 code for a protein of 180 amino acids. The record is from RefSeq and is a predicted model, not a curated record. The transcript has 2 exons.
AUGGAUAAACGCCUCUUUGGCUACCCUCCGGCUCGCAUCCGGGUGCCGUCCAUAUUCUUCAACACCGCUUCCUCGUCUACAAAAACACUCUCAACAAAUUCACCAAAGCUCCGCCUUAAUUCGGAGCCCAACUCAGCAAGCGCCUCAGAACAAGCGCUCCAGCUAAGUCGCGGACCUUCAACGGGUAACAGUCAGCAGUCAAGCUACAACUUGGACAACCCAUCUUCGAUGGGGAGCUUUACCCGCAUUCCCACAGAAGUGAGGAUGAUCAUCUAUCGCCUUGUACUCCCCGAACAAUGCCGUGGCAUUCUGCCAAUCUCUACGAUGUUACAUCAGAGCUACGAACUAGGUCAACUCGUCUACCAAAACGCUGCCAUCUUUCAGACUUCGAAAGCAAUCAGUCGGGAGGCAAUGGACGUGUUCUACUCAGAAACCCUGUUCAACAUUAAUCCCUGGAAAUUCAGCCCACGGCUAAAUAAGAAGCAUCAUCUUACUCAUCCAGGGCUGCCCCUCACUCAGAAUGUGCGUUUUCGGAUGGAUUAG